This is a messenger RNA of Dreissena polymorpha, 3003 nucleotides long. Its product is annotated as putative tyrosinase-like protein tyr-3. The record is from RefSeq and is a predicted model, not a curated record. Bases 155 to 1810 code for a protein of 551 amino acids. The transcript is spliced from 10 exons. Gene Ontology annotation, molecular function: oxidoreductase activity. Lineage: Eukaryota; Metazoa; Mollusca; Bivalvia; Myida; Dreissenidae.
ACGUAAAGGUAGUGCAUUGGUUUUCAAAGAAUUGAAACCUAUGGUUUUUGGUAUCAUUUCAUAACGGUGAGACUAUUUAAGGCGAUUAAACGGCUGUUUCAUCUUAUCCUUCGUUUGUGUCCUCUCUGGAUCAGCUCGGGAGAAAGACUUUGCGAUGUUUUCCGAAGGAGUAGUUUUGUUGAGUGUCUGUUGUUCGGGACUCCUUGCAGCCAAUUCCAAGGAGUCGGAUGUUUGGAUUUUACCGUCGGAAGUCAUAGAGUGUGAAGAACGUGCAAAGGACGAGCCUGUUAACCAGACCCUGGCGGCCGAGGCCUGCAUGCGGACGUACUUUGUCGACCGACUCUCAGCUAACGUCAUGAAUAAAAGCGAUCAGGAUUUUUUCGAACGAGAAUUUGCCAACAAAACGUUCGGCAAGAAACGGCCCCCUAGUGGUUACCGGGUGCGACGCGACAUACGAGUUCUCAACUUAACGGAGCGACAUAAGCUGUUCCUUGCUUUCGACGCUCUUUACCAGAAUGGCGUAUUGGCCAGGUUCGGCCGACUCCAUGCCACUAAGGUAUACCGGAAGCACCACGGCGCCGCCUUCCUCCCUUGGCAUCGUGUGUUCAUAGCGGCGUUUGAGGAGAAGCUCAGAGAGGUCGACCCCGAUGUGUCGCUGCCAUAUUGGGACUAUUCGAUGGACUACUACAUGCCACUUCCGUCUGACUCAAUCGUCUGGAGCAAGUGCUUCUUCGGCAACGGAAACGGAACCGUCAACGUUGGUCCCUUCAGUUUCAUGUACGGCGGCUAUAACAUGCCGAUAAGCCGCGACAUCGCACCAGCCGCAACAUGUCCCCCUAAGCUGAUCAGCAAGGAGGACAUUGACGAACUCAUGAAGUUUUGCAAUUUUGCGGAUAUAACGACCGGGAAGAAUUUGUACCAAGAUAAUUCCUCGCAUAACCUAGAAAAACUACACGAUGGUGUACACGACUGGGUGGGCGGUGAUAUGGGCGUUCUGGGGACGGCGGCGUACGACCCUGUAUUCUACAUGCACCACGCCUUCAUCGACUACAUCUGGGAGCAGUUCAGGCGCCGACAGACCAAUGAGUGCCAAGUAGACGUCGAGAAAGACUACCGGAAACUUGGCGACUACUCGGUCGCCGACAAUGGACAACAAGGCCCAAAUGACCCCAUGCAAGGGUUUGAGUAUCUUAAAAACAGCGCCGGGCUCUGGAAAAACUGGACCACCGACUUUUACGGCUACGAAAAGGCGCCGGAGUGUCCAAACUGCGGCUAUUCGGACUUUCUAUACUGCGACAUGAGUAUCAACCCGAACCGACCGAAUGGCGUCUGCGUGCCAAAGACGAAUGACUCCUGCGUCAACACGCUGCUUAUGGCAUUUAAUAGGGACGAACCGCAUGAGAAGCCGCAAGGUGGAGGGGCGAAAUUGUCACUGGGCCCUCGACACUUUGGGCUACCAGGGGACGGUCGAACUAGAUUCAUGUCGCGGGAAGAGGGACUCGCUCUUCUUAAACAGCAGCUUGCACUCGGUAUGGAAGACAAGCCUACAACAUCACGACCGGAAACCCGUGCAUCUCUUGAUACCACUAACACCAUUAUUAUAUCAACAUUAUCGUCGGUUCUUGGACUUCUGCUGAUUGUGGUGGUUACCUUGGUCGUUUAUAUUCGCAAACUCACAAAGAAACUGCAAUCGUCACUCAAUGAACGCCGUACCGGAGAUGGUGACACAGCAGAGACCAGUGAUGACCAAGAAUCGGGAAACUUCGGUUCGACACAUGAUUUUAAUAUUGAACUACGCCAGCGUGUGUAAAUCCACAGGAAAGAGGUGGAUAUUGCGACGAUGCGAAACCACUGGGCCUUCUAUUAAGCUUGCAUUGAAAUGUCAUAUUGUUUAGGAUGAACGUAUUUUAUGAUUAUUUUGUUUAUUUAAAAUUCUAUAAUAAAGGUUAAAGGCACACUUGACGGGCAAUGAGGUUUGAUCAUGACUUUAUAUAUACAUCAUAUUUUACGUAUUUUUCAGUCACGAAUUUAUAUGUGUAAUAAAAUGUCAGGUUCUAAUGUUUAUUUUUAAACAAGUGUUUUGUGGUAAUUUACCUACACGUUUUUCAUUUUGUUGCUAUACAUAUAUAUCAUAAUAUUUAUUUAUAUAUCCUCUCGCACAUUUUGAGUGUUAUCAUAUUGAACUCGUUAUGUGCAUGUUUAUUUACAUUAUUUCAUACCAUCAGGUUUUUACACGAUUCCUGACACAUCGCUAAUCUUAUGAUUUUAAUGUUUUAUAAAUGAACCUUAACUUUUUGUUCGUUUACGAAUAACUUUAAUAAAAAUGCCCCUGAUGUUUUAAUAGAUUUCCGAUACUUACCGUACUAGAACAUUAACAAUAUUCAGGUUAACACCUAAUGCUCUACAUAGUACAUUUCAAGAAAGUGAUAGCAAUGUUAAACAGUAUAUGUUUUUGUUAACGUUUUGUUAUGUGAUUAGUGGAUCAAAAAGAAUAUCUUUCCUGAUAUUUUUUUAAAUAUAAUAAGCGUAUCAGUAUACUGAGUAUAUUACCACUUACAAGCUGUUAAUUAUGUUCAAACAAAUCGUGUAUCCAAAGUGCACUGCUAUGUUAUUAACCUCUGUGAUUGAUCGCACUUUCAAAGCGAAAAUAAUGAUUAAAAAGUGAAUAUAAAUAAUUAUGAACUGAUGAAUAGUUUAGAACCUUACCGUUGCACACAUAUCACUAUGUUAUAAAAGAAUAAUAAUAAUAAUCAGAAUGUUGAAAACAGUGCAUAUAUCUCCGACAUAGUUUGUAAACAUUAGUUGUUUAUUUUAAACAAAUCGAAUGCAAUCAACAACUCUUAACAUUUAACGGAACAUUAGUCUCUAUUCUGUAAAUAUAUAUUGCUUAUCAGAGCUGAAGGUAACUUUACUUGUUUUAUGUUAUAUUUCAACUGAAAAUACGAUGUACGGGUAAUCUGGUAAGAAUACGAUCAUUGAGAAAUAAAACUGGACUUAAAUUGA